UCCCCACAUUUUCCCAUUCAUCAUCUCUCUCCUUCUCUCUCUCUCUCUCGAAACCACCCUCCGUUCUCGAAACCCUCCGAUCUGAGAAAAAUGCGUGAGAUCCUUCACAUCCAGGGGGGGCAAUGCGGGAACCAGAUCGGAAGCAAGUUCUGGGAGGUGGUGUGCGCGGAGCACGGUAUAGACCCAACGGGGAUGUACCAGGGUGGAUCUGAGCUUCAGCUCGAGAGGAUUGAUGUAUACUACAAUGAGGCAAACGGUGGGAGGUACGUGCCUCGCGCUGUUCUCAUGGAUCUUGAGCCCGGUACCAUGGACAGCGUCAGGACCGGACCCUACGGCCAAAUCUUCAGGCCGGACAACUUUGUUUUCGGUCAAUCUGGCGCCGGGAACAACUGGGCUAAAGGCCAUUACACCGAGGGUGCAGAGCUCAUCGAUUCCGUGCUCGAUGUGGUCCGUAAGGAGGCAGAGAAUUGCGAUUGCUUGCAAGGAUUCCAGGUGUGUCAUUCGUUGGGUGGAGGAACUGGAUCUGGGAUGGGGACCCUUUUGAUUUCGAAGAUCAGGGAGGAAUACCCAGAUCGAAUGAUGCUCACUUUCUCCGUCUUCCCUUCCCCGAAGGUCUCCGAUACCGUCGUUGAGCCGUACAAUGCAACCUUGUCGGUCCACCAGCUCGUUGAGAAUGCCGACGAGUGCAUGGUUCUUGAUAAUGAAGCUCUUUACGACAUUUGCUUCCGCACCCUCAAGCUCACAACCCCAAGCUUUGGGGAUCUGAACCAUUUGAUUUCUGCAACAAUGUCUGGGGUCACAUGCUGUUUGAGGUUCCCUGGCCAGCUUAACUCCGAUCUUAGAAAGCUCGCUGUUAAUUUAAUCCCCUUCCCUAGGCUCCACUUUUUCAUGGUGGGUUUCGCUCCUUUGACAUCCCGUGGUUCCCAGCAGUACAGAGCCCUGAGCGUGCCAGAGCUCACCCAGCAAAUGUGGGAUUCAAAGAACAUGAUGUGCGCAGCCGACCCACGACACGGCCGAUAUCUCACGGCCUCAGCUAUGUUCCGUGGGAAAAUGAGCACCAAGGAAGUGGAUGAGCAAAUGAUCAAUGUCCAAAACAAGAAUUCUUCCUACUUCGUGGAAUGGAUUCCUAACAACGUGAAAUCCACUGUCUGUGAUAUCGCACCAACAGGGUUGAAAAUGGCAUCCACUUUCAUCGGUAACUCCACUUCCAUCCAGGAGAUGUUCCGUCGUGUGAGCGAGCAGUUCACGGCAAUGUUCAGGAGAAAGGCCUUCUUGCAUUGGUACACAGGGGAAGGUAUGGACGAAAUGGAGUUCACGGAAGCGGAGAGCAACAUGAACGACCUGGUCUCGGAGUAUCAACAGUACCAAGAUGCGACAGCCGAUGAGGAUGAGUACGAGGAGGAAGAGGAGGAAGAGAUGAAUGACAUGUGAUGUUUGUGAGUGAUGUAUGGGUGUAAAAUGCCGCAACUCCCGGUUGCCGGUCUCUGGCAAAGGGGGUGGAGUAUUCCGGUGAGCUGCAGGCCACAUAUUACUGUCAAUUUUAUGUUUUGUUUCUGGGUUUGGGUUCUUCCUUGUGAAACAAGUGCCAUCAUGUAUGUUCAUAUGAGAUUUCAAGUGGACGACUUGAUUUGUUUUGCUCUUAUGUUGUUCAAUCUCCAAUUAACUGGAAAUUUUUUCUUUAUUUUAGAAGCACCUAUACCCUAA
Corylus avellana is the source of this 1704-nucleotide messenger RNA. RefSeq names its product tubulin beta-6 chain. Gene Ontology annotation, cellular component: microtubule. Lineage: Eukaryota; Viridiplantae; Streptophyta; Magnoliopsida; Fagales; Betulaceae. Gene Ontology annotation, molecular function: GTPase activity; structural constituent of cytoskeleton; GTP binding. The record is from RefSeq and is a predicted model, not a curated record. Gene Ontology annotation, biological process: microtubule-based process.